AUGGCCGCGGAGCCUACAGGCGGAGGGAAAGAGAGAGACCCCAACCCAGCUGACUACGAGUUCACACCACGGAACAACCACCCAGCCCGCUCAGCCUGCGGCCCCGGUCAUCGAAGAUUUGGUCGGCGAACGCCGCCGCCACCACCACCCGACAAGAGCCUCGGCACCGGAAGACAGCGCGCGGCUCCGGAAGUGACGCGCCGGCGUGCUGACGCGCGGGCUCGAGCCGAGGCCGAUUCCGCGCCCGCCAUGGCCGACAAAAUGGACAUGUCUCUGGACGACAUCAUUAAGCUGAACCGGAGCCAGCGAGGCGGCCGCGGCGGAGGCCGGGGCCGCGGCAGGGCCGGGAGAGUCUCGAAGAGACACUCAUGGGUCUGUGUCUGUUCUCGUGUUUUCUUUCUUCUCCAGCCGAAACAACUUCCUGACAAGUGGCAGCAUGACCUUUUCGACAGCGGCUUUGGGGGUGGCGCAGGCGUGGAGACUGGUGGGAAACUGCUGGUGUCAAAUCUGGAUUUUGGAGUGUCCGACGCUGAUAUUCAGGAGCUCUUCGCUGAAUUCGGGACUCUGAAGAAGGCAGCUGUGCAUUAUGACCGUUCCGGGCGCAGUUUAGGAACAGCUGACGUGCACUUUGAACGGAAGGCAGACGCCCUGAAAGCUAUGAAACAGUACAACGGCGUCCCCCUGGAUGGCCGCCCCAUGAACAUUCAGCUCGUCACGUCACAGAUUGACACGCAGCGGAGACCCGCGCAGAGUGUAAACAGAGGUGGGAUGACUAGAAGCCGUGGCUCCGGGGCUUUCGGCGGCGGCGGCACCCGGAGAGGCGCUCGUGGAGGAAGCCGGGGCCGAGGCAGAGGCACCGGCCGGAGUUCGAAGCAGCAGCUUUCUGCAGAGGAGUUGGAUGCGCAGCUGGACGCUUACAACGCGAGAAUGGACACCAGUUAAAGAGAGCGGCAGAUCCUCAAGUGGAGCAGGACCCAGAUGUCUCCUCCGUGCUCCCUGGUGGGAGGGGGCCGUGGACUGGGGCUGUGCAGCCAAUGAUGGAUUUGUUUCUUUUGUGUUUUAAAAUAGGAUUUAAAAACUCAUGUAAAGGUUUUUUUUUUCUUUCCUUUUUUUUUUUUUUUAAAUUCUGAAGCAGCCCUGUUUUGUACCGAGUUAUUUUUGGGAUAAAUGUUACCGGUUGCCGUUGUGGGGAAGGUGGUGUUUUCACCUUUGCCAUAAUAAAACAGAGACGUGUGUGGAACUGGAGCCA
Molecule: messenger RNA, 1249 nt
Organism: Leptonychotes weddellii (Weddell seal)
Lineage: Eukaryota; Metazoa; Chordata; Mammalia; Carnivora; Phocidae
Source: RefSeq, a predicted model, not a curated record